CAUGGUCACCUCGAUUAAUUCUUUAUCGAUUCGACGCGGCACGAGGAGAGUUACAGUAAAAAGCUCUUCACCGUGGGGAUGCAAACGACCAGAUGGAUGAUCGACGAAGAAAUCGACCGUUUUUGUCACGAAUCGGAUCUUUCCGUAGCGUCAUGCCGAGUAAUUUGAAAGGAAAAUGCAGCGGCAGAUUUCGAAUCUGCAUUUAUUCAUGGAUCAUGAUCUACUGGACGGUUCCAGGGAUCGGCAGGGUUGCUUGAUUGAAUUGAGGAAUGUCGUCGCGUAAGAAGGCUGACGAAGAAGAGGAGCAACGGAACGCGGAAAAUAGGUGGGACGAGCGGAGAAACAAAUCGUAAUGACCGAGGCUACGAAGAAGGAUACAGUUACGAGGGAAUCUUUCCACGACGAGCAGAGACUCGUUCGACUUCUCGACCGUGUUCGAUCUAAUUUCCGAUCGGUACGCAUGCAGAGAUGUCGACGACCACUUUCCUAAAAAGUGUUAACAAAAGAUCGUGUAUUUAUCGACACGUGUAUUCACCUGGUUUUUUGAUACACCAACGACGAUCAAGGACGAGGGGAUCCCUUGAGAGAAUCGUUAAAAGAGCAUCAGAAUUUUUCGGCUCCUCGGUUAAAUUACAGAGGACAAUGUCUAAAUCACCGCUAUCGUCGUGUUCCCUGAAAAUUUACCACUCGUGCGCCUUUACAAGAAUCGUGUUCGCACGACGAUCACGCAAAUAACCAUCGAUUGUCAUGGAUUACGACAGCAUGAAACAGUGGGUAACUGCGUUCGGAAGUUGGCGAUGGUGGAAGAAUAAUACAGCGAGGCAAGGAAUUCGAAGAAUCAUCGUUACGGCUGCAAUUUCGGAGGAUGUUGCGAGAGAGAAACAAUCUUCAGACGAAAAAUGUCGCUAUCAGAUGAAAGACAACAUCUCGCAUACUGGAACAAAGUGAAAAUCAAUUAAUUCGCAAGAAGUGAAGGAACUCGUUCGAUACUGGAUAUCCACCAUUAAGAGAAGAAACGUUUACAUUUCUGCCGUAGCAGUGGGCAGCAAUAAAUAUUUGUUGUCUGACUGUCGAUCGGAACCACUAUGCGACACAGUGGCUUGACAGACGUGCCGCUGUCGUUCGAGCUAAGUGCUCUCUGGCACGUUACACCGCAAUACCUUGCAUCAUUGAUUCAUUCGUUUCAGAAUUGUACCGAGUAUUAAACAUAGAAAGCAAGAUGUCUUGUGAAUCGCAAUGAA
Messenger RNA from Heterotrigona itama, 1241 nucleotides. Lineage: Eukaryota; Metazoa; Arthropoda; Insecta; Hymenoptera; Apidae. The record is from the annotation of a GenBank genome assembly.